Messenger RNA from Helianthus annuus (common sunflower), 1071 nucleotides. RefSeq lists its product as uncharacterized. Gene Ontology annotation, molecular function: RNA-DNA hybrid ribonuclease activity; nucleic acid binding. The record is from RefSeq and is a predicted model, not a curated record. Bases 1 to 1071 code for a protein of 356 amino acids. NCBI's taxonomy places the organism in Eukaryota, Viridiplantae, Streptophyta, Magnoliopsida, Asterales, Asteraceae. The transcript has 2 exons.
AUGGAGGCCUAUGUGGAUGAUCUGGUAAUCCAAAGCAAGACUAAAGGGGGGAUGCUAAAUGAUAUACAAGAAACCUUUCGGAACCUAAGAAAAAUAAACAUGAAGCUUAAUCCCAGCAAGUGUUCUUUCGGGUUCGAGGAAGGAAAAUUCUUGGGACACAUUGUUGGAAAGCAAAACAUAAAGGCCAACCCUAACACGGUUAAAGCCAUCUUAGAGACAAAGUAUCCUCAGAGCAAGAAAGAUGUUGAAAGAUUGAGAGGCAAACUUGCCGCUCUGAAGCGUUUUACGUCCAAGCUAGCAGAGAGGUCUCUACCCUUCUUCAAAACCCUCCAAGGGUGCACGAACAAGAAACACUUUCGUUGCACAGAAGAGGCCGAAGAAGCUUUCAACCAGAUGAAACGACACCUAGCUCCGUUACCAGACAUUGUUGCCCCCACAAUGGGAGAAUUGAUCUCUGUUUACUUAAGGCUUUGGAGGUACUUCCAAGCACACCCAAUACAGGUGGUCACAGACCAACCAAUUAAAAGUGUGCUUGAAAGACCAGAGACCUCCGGAAGAUUAGCCAAAUGGUCCAUAGAACUGGGUGAGCAUAAAAUCACUUAUGUUCCAAGAAAAGCUGUAAAAGCCCAAGUCUUGGCAGAUUUCAUCGUAGAAAUUCCAAAUAAAAAAACAACGGAGGUUAAUACUACUACAACUGAACAAUCUGACCCCGAAGCCUGGAAGCUUUUUACCGAUGGAGCUUCCAGCCUUGAAGGGUUAGGAGCCGGUUUCGUAUUAAUCAACCCAGAAAGCUUAGAGUUCACAUACGCUCUACGGUUUGAAUUUCAGGCAACCAACAAUAAAGCUGAAUACGAAGCUCUCAUUGCUGGACUAAAGCUUGCCAAAAAGAUGGAAGUUCAAAAACUUCAAAUCUUUACAGAUUCUUUGCUUGUCUCGAAUCAGGUCAAUGACAACUAUGUGGCUAAGGAACCAAGCAUGAAGAAGUACAGGGAAAAAGCAAAGGAACUUAUGGGCACAUUCCAAUCGUGUACCAUCAAGCAAAUACCAAGGUCCCAAAACAAAAAAAAAUGA